This is a messenger RNA of Hydatigera taeniaeformis, 1224 nucleotides long. NCBI's taxonomy places the organism in Eukaryota, Metazoa, Platyhelminthes, Cestoda, Cyclophyllidea, Taeniidae. The record is from the annotation of a GenBank genome assembly.
AUGCUUCUUGCGGUCAAGCAUCAAGCUGCUGGACGUUCUGAAAUGGCAUUGAAAUUAUUGAAACACGCAGCAGAGCUUGAUCCUAGUAACUCUGAUGUUCUUAACCUUCUGGGUGAGGCAUUUGAGAAACUGUGGGUCGUGUCGAAGGGGAAUAAAGUUGGGUCGGCUGUGCUAAAUUAUGAUGGGUUUAUUACCUCCAUUAGCUUCGAGCAGACAGAAAACAUCAUAACUGCAGAGUCAUUGUAUACAAAAGCGCUUAUCAAUAAUCCCAGUAACAUUCGCGCAACUAAUAAUAGGCAGAGAACUCUGCCGAUUGUGGAGAAAAUAGAUCGGCUACGUUUUCAGAACAUAGAUCUAAAAGUUAUGCGCUUUUAUCUUGUUCCGGAAUCUGACCCUGGUCUGAAGAAAGCGAAAAUUGAGCACUAUUUCCUGCAUAUUUAUCAUUCUAAUGCUCUUGAAGGGAACACGCUGACUUUGGCUCAGACCCGAGCUUUGUUAGAAACUCGUUUGGCUAUUGGGGGGAAAAGUCUGCAGGAGCAAAAUGAGGUUCUUGGCCUAGAUGCGGCAUUUAAGUACCUUAGCACUGCAUUACUUGGUGGUACUUCAGUUCCUAUAUCACUGUCUGAUAUAUUGGAACUGCACCGGAGAGUUUUGUCGUUUAUUGACUUAACGGAAGCAGGACGUCUGCGACGAACACAAGUUUUUGUAGGUGAUCAUGUACCUCCGCCAGCAAAUAUGUUACCCGAAUUAAUGCAAGAGCUUGUUGACUGGAUCAAUUCUGACGAGGCAGCAGCUCUGCAUCCUAUUGAAUUGGCCGCUUUGGCCCACUGGAAACUUGUAUACAUUCAUCCUUUUUACGAUGGUAACGGUCGAACAUCUCGACUUGUCAUGAACCUUCUUCUUAUGAGGGCCGGUUUUCCACCGGCAAUCGUGAGAGAAGAGGAUCGGAACGUCUACUAUGAAGCCUUGAAAACUGCCAAUCUGGGUGAUGUGAGGCCUUUUAUUCGGUUUAUUGCUGAAUGUACAGAAAGAGCUGUCGACGAUUAUCUCAAAGCAGCUUUUGGCACAGCUGCCUCUGAGGUUGAAAAAAAGGUGGUCAUACCCUCGAAUCGGCCUUCUUUGCAUCAGCUGGGUCCGCUCGUUCAAUACAUUCCGACCCUUCACUUGCCUUGGAUGCCAUAUGGACAGCCGGCGGAGCAGCCAAAUAGCAUGGACAACACGUAA